Messenger RNA from Magnolia sinica, 658 nucleotides. Its product is annotated as histone H3.2. Gene Ontology annotation, molecular function: structural constituent of chromatin; DNA binding; protein heterodimerization activity. The coding region runs from base 71 to 481 and encodes 136 amino acids. NCBI's taxonomy places the organism in Eukaryota, Viridiplantae, Streptophyta, Magnoliopsida, Magnoliales, Magnoliaceae. The transcript has a single exon. Gene Ontology annotation, cellular component: nucleosome. The record is from RefSeq and is a predicted model, not a curated record.
AUCGUUUCAUUGCAAAACACUUUCUCAAACCUCGAAGCGUGUGAAAGAGCGAAAAACCAAGGGGAGAUCAAUGGCUCGCACGAAGCAGACGGCCAGGAAAUCGACGGGAGGGAAGGCUCCACGUAAGCAGCUGGCGACGAAGGCGGCGAGGAAAUCGGCUCCAGCGACGGGAGGCGUGAAGAAGCCGCACCGAUUCAGGCCAGGGACAGUGGCCCUGAGAGAGAUCCGAAAGUAUCAGAAGAGCACAGAGCUUCUGAUAAGGAAGCUGCCUUUCCAGAGGCUCGUCCGUGAGAUAGCUCAGGACUUCAAGACAGAUCUGAGGUUCCAGAGCAGUGCUGUCGCUGCCCUCCAAGAGGCAUCCGAAGCCUACUUAGUAGGCCUCUUCGAAGACACCAAUCUCUGCGCCAUUCAUGCCAAGAGGGUCACCAUCAUGCCUAAGGACAUUCAGCUCGCCCGUAGGAUCCGUGGUGAGAGGGCUUAGAUGAUUAACGGUUGUGAUUUCUCCAAAGCUUCUGAAAUUUUUAGGGUUUUCUUAGUUUUUAUCCCCUUUUUCUUUGUUACAUCUUGUGGCAGUGUUGGAUGUGGAUGUAGAUGCGUUCUUCUUUCGUAACCCCUUUUGAAAUUUACGGUGAAAUGGAUUAUUCAAGUGUUAGGCGCC